GGUCAGUGGAAGUGUGUCUGCUUCUACCUGUGUGGGAGAAAGACCACAUCCCUGCUCAUCACCGUCCCUCCUUCAUUCACGCCUGCAUUGACAAAUAAUGGCCAUAAUUAUCUCACACAUUGACGUGGAUCAUCAAUGCAUUAAGUAAGAGGCUUUUUUGGAGAAGUGCUUUACCCCAAAUUGAAGAGAGGCUCCUGCAUUCGAGGUCUCUCUCGAUCCUCUGCACUCCUGCCCAGCGACCCAUGCCAAGAGGCAGACUCGCAGUCACACUCAUGUCCUCGGCCAUCGCCCCCGUUAAACCCUCCAGCACCGCGGGCCCCAAGGAGGUGGAGCUGAUCCUGGUGAAGGAGCAGAAUGGAGUUCAGUUCACCUCCUCCACCCUGGUCAGUCCCAGCGGUCAGACUCACCCGUCAGGGGAGGAGAGGGAAACCUGGGGAAAAAAGAUUGACUUCCUCUUGUCAGUUAUUGGCUUUGCUGUGGAUCUCGCCAAUGUCUGGAGGUUCCCCUACCUGUGCUACAAAAACGGAGGAGGUGCUUUCCUGGUGCCGUACCUCUUCUUCAUGGUGAUUGCUGGGAUGCCGCUGUUCUAUAUGGAGUUAGCGCUCGGCCAGUACAACCGUGAAGGAGCAGCAGGAGUCUGGAAGAUCUGUCCUAUCUUUAAAGGUGUGGGCUUCACGGUAAUCCUGAUCUCCCUGUAUGUGGGAUUCUACUAUAACGUCAUCAUCGCCUGGGCUCUGUUCUACCUGUUCUCAUCGUUCACCAGUGAACUGCCCUGGAUCCACUGCAACAACACCUGGAAUAGUCCCAACUGCUCUGACCUCAACGAUACUCUGCUCAACGACACGCAUAAGGCAACGCCGGCGCUCGAGUACUUUGAGCGAGGCGUGCUGCACCUUCAUGAGAGUACUGGGAUAGAUGACCUGGGUUUGCCCCGCUGGCAGCUCACUGCUUGCCUGGCCGUGGUCAUUGUGGUCCUCUACUUCAGUCUGUGGAAGGGAGUCAAGACAUCAGGAAAGGUGGUGUGGAUCACAGCCACAAUGCCAUAUGUUGUCCUCACUGUCCUGCUCCUGCGUGGAGUCACACUGCCUGGAGCCAUGGAUGGCAUUAAAGCUUACCUGAGUGUGGACUUCCUGCGGUUGUGUGAUGCUCAGGUCUGGAUCGAGGCAGCCACGCAGAUCUGUUUUUCUCUGGGAGUGGGGUUUGGUGUGCUAAUCGCCUUCUCCAGCUACAACAAAUUCAGCAACAACUGUUAUAGAGACGCCAUCAUAACCAGCUCUAUAAACUCUCUGACCAGCUUCUUCUCUGGGUUUGUCAUAUUCUCCUUCUUGGGUUACAUGUCACAGAAGCACAACGUCGCUCUAGAUAAAGUCGCCACAGAUGGUCCUGGUCUGGUGUUCAUAAUUUACCCAGAAGCCAUUGCUACACUACCAGGUUCAUCAGUGUGGGCUGUAAUCUUCUUCAUCAUGCUGCUCACUUUAGGAAUCGACAGUGCUAUGGGAGGGAUGGAGUCGGUGAUCACGGGACUCAUCGACGAAUUCAAAUGCCUGCACAAACAUCGAGAGCUCUUUACGCUCUUCAUCGUAGUUUCCACGUUCCUCAUCUCUCUCAUCUGUGUCACAAACGGUGGCAUCUAUGUGUUUACCCUGUUGGACCACUUUGCCGCCGGGACAUCGAUUCUGUUUGGAGUGUUGAUUGAGGCCAUCGGCAUCGCCUGGUUCUACGGUGUGGAUCGCUUCAGUGAUGAUAUCGAGGAGAUGAUAGGACAGAGACCUGGCCUCUACUGGAGACUGUGCUGGAAGUUUGUUAGCCCGUGUUUCCUCUUGUUCAUGGUUGUUAUCAGCUUUGCGACGUUCAACCCUCCCAAGUACGGUUCCUAUUAUUUCCCCACAUGGGCUACGAUGGUGGGUUGGUGUCUGUCCAUAUCGUCUAUGAUCAUGGUGCCUCUCUACGCCAUUUAUAAGUUCUGUUCUCUGCCGGGAAGCUUUUGUGAUAAACUGGCGUAUGCCAUCACUCCAGAGACUGAACAUCACUUGGUGGAGCGUGGGGAGGUCCGGCAGUUCACGCUUCAACACUGGCUGGUGGUUUAAGCGGCGCUCUACAUGGAGGUUACGAAGGCACCGGAGGACUCGGCUUGACAAGAGCCAUGCGUGUCAGUGCCAACAGAAGCGUAUUACUAGUUGUUUCUUUCUCGCAUAAUCGGAUGUGGCUGUUUCGUGACUUCGAUCACAAUGUGGUUGACAUUCUGUCAGUAUCAAGUUUUACUCUUCACUAUACGAUGACUGUUAUGAUAUCUGAUGUUGUCCCCACUGAAUUAUAUUGUUCAUUUAUUUCUUCUUUUUUUGUGAUCAGAGUACAACUGAGCCUUAUUGAUAAUUGUGAUUGAAGUGUCAAAAACUGUACAAAAUACAUCUUUAGCAACACUUAAAUUUAGAAAAGUGUAAAUAGUGCUACUGAAAAAAUAAAUCUAUCCUCUUUGUGUCUAAGAAA
Messenger RNA from Rhinichthys klamathensis goyatoka, 2487 nucleotides. It is a transcript of the gene slc6a3, whose product is annotated as solute carrier family 6 member 3. The record is from RefSeq and is a predicted model, not a curated record. Gene Ontology annotation, molecular function: norepinephrine:sodium symporter activity; dopamine:sodium symporter activity. Gene Ontology annotation, biological process: dopamine uptake involved in synaptic transmission; sodium ion transmembrane transport. Gene Ontology annotation, cellular component: neuronal cell body membrane; neuron projection; presynaptic membrane. Lineage: Eukaryota; Metazoa; Chordata; Actinopteri; Cypriniformes; Leuciscidae. The coding region runs from base 243 to 2087 and encodes 614 amino acids. The transcript is spliced from 15 exons.